AUGACUGACUACCUUUCUUAGAUUCUUACUAUAUUUUUAAAAAGAAAUAAAUAAAUGAUACAAUAGAUUAAUUAUUUCAAAGAUCUAGAAAAAUUUUUAAACUCUUCACUUUAAUCACAUUAGGCUCUUCAUAUAACUCUGAGUUUAAAUUAAAUUGGUGCAGAAGGUGCAUCAGUUUUAGGUCUCGGUUUAGGAAAGUGCAUUGAUCUCUCAAAUUUGUAACUUUAUCUUGGUUAGAAUUAAAUUAGUGAUUAAAGUUCAUUAGACUUAGGUUCUGGUUUAGAAAAGUGCACUAAUUUCUCAAAUUUGAAACUUUAUUUUAGUAUCAGACUUUAUGAACUUCUUGGUGCUUUCAAAGAUAUUUGCGGCAAGAAAAAAAGCAGAUCUAUAUAGGAGUCCAAAAUGCUUAUAUAUAAAGGAGAUACCUAAAUAGGCAAAAACUAAAUUGGUGCAGAAGGUGCAUUAGGAUUAUUUUCUGGUUUAGGAAAGUGCACUAAUCUCUCAAAUUUAACACUUGAUCUUCAUUAAAAUUAAAUUGGUGCAGAAGGCGCAUCAGCCUUAGGUUUUGGUUUAGGAAAUUGCACUAAUCUCUAAAAUUUAAAACUUUAUCUUGGGUCUAAUUAAAUUGGUGAUGAAGGUAUAUAAGGUUUAGGUUCUGGUUUAGCAAAGUGCACUAACCUCUCUAAUUUGACAUUUAAUUUUAGUGAAAAUUAAAUUGGUGACAAAGGUGCAUUAGGCUUAGGUUUUGUUUUUAAUAAGUGGACUAAUCUCUCAAUUUUAACACUUUAUCUUCAUUAAAAUUAAAUUGGCACAGAAGGUGCAUCAGGAUUAUGCUCUGGUUUAGGAAAGUGCACUAAUCUCUCAGAUUUGACUCUUGAUCUUAAUAACAAUUAAACUGGUGCAUUAGGUUCAUUUGGUUUAGAAAAAUGCACUAAUCUCUAAAAUUUGACACUUUUACUUGGUAACAAUUAAAUUGAUGAUGAAGGUACAUCAGUAAUAGGUUUUGUUUUAGUAAAGUGCACUAAUAUCUAAAAUUUGACACUUCAUCUUCAUUAUAAUUAAAUUAAUGAUGAAGGUUCAUCAAACUUAGGUUGUAGUUUAUUAAAGUGCACUAACAUGCUAAAUUUGACACUUAAUCUUUAUCAAAACGAAAUCAAUAAAAAAUAAUAAUUGAAAGUUAAAAACAAGAUUCUCAAAUCAUAAAGAUUAGUUGCCUUUAAAUUUAAUUAGUGGUGA
Messenger RNA from Tetrahymena thermophila SB210, 1236 nucleotides. RefSeq names its product cyclic nucleotide-binding domain protein. Gene Ontology annotation, molecular function: GTPase activator activity; small GTPase binding. The record is from RefSeq and is a predicted model, not a curated record. Lineage: Eukaryota; Ciliophora; Oligohymenophorea; Hymenostomatida; Tetrahymenidae. Gene Ontology annotation, biological process: activation of GTPase activity; nucleocytoplasmic transport. The transcript has 14 exons. Gene Ontology annotation, cellular component: nucleus; perinuclear region of cytoplasm; cytosol.